AUGUAUUUCGCGUGGAUUUUGCUCAUUUCUUCUUUUGAAGCUUUUCGACCCAAGCCCCGCGCUGAUUGCCCGGAUGAAGACCUUGCUCUUACUUGUGAUUCGUAUUGCUACAAGGACUUUGUCGAAUGUAAGGACUCAUGCUUGUCAAGUGGCUGCGAACGUGAAUGUUUGGCUACGUACACCGAUUGCUAUGAAGUCUGCCCUUGCUUUUCCAAGUGCCCUCUUGGCUGUGCUGACUGCGACAAUUCGAUAUGUUCCUGUGUUUCUCCUCAAGAAAACAACAGUCUGUACAAGCAGUGCAUCGACGAGGCAUCGACUGAAUUUACUGGAUGCGUCAAAAACUGCACCGCGAGCCCGACCUGUUAUGAAAAUUGCUUUUCCGGUUUCAUGAAAGAAAGCGAAAAAUGUCCCUGUAAUGCGAAGUGCGAGCUUGGCUGUCCGUGCGAUGAUGGAUACAAGUGUCAACCGUUCAUCACCGCUAUUUGCCAGUACAGCUCGAAUCAUUUUGGAUAUGUCAUGUCUGCGGAUGGACAUUACAAGGAAGAUCGAUUCUACAACAGAAGCUAUCCAUUUCUUCAUCGAGCUGGACAUGCUCUUCUCAACGGCCAGAUGAUGAUUUUCGGCGGAGAUCAAGACUCAAAGAAGAUCGGACGAAUUGACGGCUGCGACCUCGUCGACACUGGAAAACGACUUAUAAACAAUUUUUACUCUUAUUAUGGAGCGCUUGUUACGGUCCCCGAGGUCCACGAGGAAACGAUUUUGUGCGAAGGAUACAAUGGAAAGUCCUGCGAAAGCUUCGAUGGAAGUGUUUCAUUGGCCAUCAGCGAGACGAAAGAACAACAUCAAUACAGUUGUAUGGCGCUUUACGAAAAUCAGGCCUUGAUUAUUGCUGGAAGUUAUACAAAUGGAACGGAGGUUCUCAGCGUCAGUGGCUGGCAAUCAGAAGCUGAACAUCCAGAAGGAGAUCUUUAUGGGCUCUCAUGCGCUUCAGUUGAUGGUGGAGUUCUCACGAUUGGUGGUUAUAGCGGUGGCUAUAAGAAAACUGUUUAUUUGUUCAAGAAUGAGCAAUGGACUCUUGUCGGCGAAUUGAAAAAUAAUUUUUAUUUUGGGUCGAUGAUGAUGUUUGAUGAUUAUUUUAUUGCUUUUGAUGGUUACGGUGAUUAUCAAGUUGAACGCGCCGAAUGGAAUGGCACUCACGUGACAUCCUCUCAAACCCUCUCUUCGCACGAAGUUGGCUGCUACCGUCCGAUUGUUUUCGAAUCCGACCCAGAUCAAUGCUCUCAGUUUUGCUCCAACGAUUUCUGCUACGUCUAA
Molecule: messenger RNA, 1314 nt
Organism: Oikopleura dioica
Lineage: Eukaryota; Metazoa; Chordata; Appendicularia; Copelata; Oikopleuridae
Source: the annotation of a GenBank genome assembly